This is a messenger RNA of Ricinus communis (castor bean), 2698 nucleotides long. Its product is annotated as oligopeptide transporter 3. The coding region runs from base 101 to 2338 and encodes 745 amino acids. The transcript is spliced from 6 exons. Gene Ontology annotation, molecular function: oligopeptide transmembrane transporter activity. Lineage: Eukaryota; Viridiplantae; Streptophyta; Magnoliopsida; Malpighiales; Euphorbiaceae. Gene Ontology annotation, biological process: transmembrane transport. The record is from RefSeq and is a predicted model, not a curated record.
AAGCUCACUCUUCCUGACACUUUCCAAACCAAAUCCAAAAAGCAAAGAAAAAAGAAAAGAGGAGAGAAAGAGAGAGUAGCAUUUCUUUGGCUGCUAUCAAAUGGCAAGCAAAACCCAAAUCCAAGACAAUGGAUUUAAGCCAAACGGAGAACAUUCAUCGGCAGCAGAAGAGCAUGAAAGAUGUUCAGUGGAGGAAGUGGCAUUAGUAGUACCAGAAACAGACGAUCCAACACUUCCAGUGAUGACAUUUCGUGCAUGGUUUCUCGGUUUAACAUCAUGCGUGCUUUUGAUAUUCCUGAACACUUUCUUUACUUAUCGUACACAGCCACUAACCAUCUCAGCUAUCCUCAUGCAAAUUGGUGUCCUUCCCAUUGGCAAGUUCAUGGCUAAAGCUCUACCCACUAAACAGUAUAAGAUUUUUGGUUGGGGUUUUAGUUUGAAUCCUGGUCCUUUCAAUAUUAAAGAACAUGUCAUCAUUACUAUUUUUGCUAAUUGUGGUGUUUCUUUUGGGGGUGGCGAUGCUUACUCCAUUGGUGCUAUUACUGUUAUGAAGGCUUAUUAUAAGCAGAGCUUAAAUUUCCUUUGUGCUCUCCUUAUUGUCUUGACUACUCAGAUAUUGGGUUAUGGAUGGGCUGGAAUGCUUAGGAGAUAUCUGGUUGAUCCUGUUGAGAUGUGGUGGCCUGCAAAUCUUGCUCAGGUUUCUCUAUUCAGAGCACUCCAUGAAAAGGACCCCAAAAGUAAAGGCAUGACUCGGAUGCGAUUCUUCCUUUUAGUGAUGAUAGCAAGCUUUCUUUAUUAUGCACUUCCGGGCUACUUGUUCCCAAUAUUGACAUUUUUCUCAUGGGUCUGCUGGGCAUGGCCUCAUAGCAUCACUGCUCAACAACUAGGGUCAGGUUACCAUGGACUCGGAAUCGGUGCCUUCACCCUUGAUUGGGCUGGGAUUUCAGCAUAUCAUGGCAGCCCGCUGGUGACUCCCUGGUCAUCCAUUCUCAAUGUUGCUGUUGGCUUUGUCAUGUUUAUCUACAUAAUAGUGCCUCUAUGCUAUUGGAAGUUUAACACUUUUGAUGCUCGGAAGUUUCCAAUAUUUUCUAAUCAGCUGUUCACUACUAGUGGACACAAAUACGACACCACAAAAAUCUUGACCCCAGAUUAUGAGCUGAACGUUCCUGCUUAUAAUAGCUAUAGUAAGCUCUAUCUCAGCCCUCUGUUUGCCCUGUCGAUUGGAUCAGGAUUUGCAAGAUUUACGGCAACUCUUACUCAUGUGGCUCUGUUUCAUGGAAGUGAUAUUUGGAGGCAAAGCAGGUCAGCAAUGAAGAAUGCAAAACUGGAUAUUCAUGCAAAAUUGAUGAAAUCUUACAAACAAGUGCCUGAAUGGUGGUUCUUCAUUCUUUUGAUAGGAAGCAUUGUCCUUUCUUUAUUAAUGUCAUUUGUGUGGAAAAGUGACGUGCAGCUGCCAUGGUGGGGUAUGCUCUUUGCCUUUGGCAUGGCUUGGAUUGUUACUCUUCCCAUUGGGGUCAUUCAAGCAACUACCAACCAGCAACCUGGAUACGACAUAAUAGCACAGUUCAUAAUUGGGUAUAUCUUACCAGGAAAACCUAUUGCAAACCUGCUUUUCAAGAUUUAUGGACGAAUUAGCACUAUCCAUGCUCUUUCUUUCUUAUCUGACCUUAAACUUGGGCAUUAUAUGAAAAUACCACCACGGUGCAUGUACGUUGCUCAGUUGGUGGGAACUUUGAUAGCUGGUACAGUCAAUCUUGCAGUUGCAUGGUGGAUGCUGGAGAAUGUUGAGAAUAUUUGUGAUAUUGAAGCACUCCAUCCUGAAAGUCCUUGGACAUGUCCCAAAUACCGAGUCACUUUUGAUGCUUCUGUCAUCUGGGGCCUGAUUGGACCAAGACGACUCUUUGGACCCGGAGGAUUGUACAGGAAUUUGGUUUGGUUAUUCCUUAUUGGUGCUUUCUUGCCAGUUCCUAUUUGGAUACUGAGUAAAAUGUUCCCUGAAAAGAAGUGGAUUCCGUUGAUAAAUAUACCGGUUAUAUCAUACGGCUUUGCGGGAAUGCCACCUGCAACUCCCACAAACAUAGCAAGUUGGCUUGUCACUGGAACAAUCUUCAAUUAUUUUGUAUUCCGAUAUCACAAACGCUGGUGGCAGAAAUAUAAUUACGUCCUCUCUGCAGCACUGGAUGCUGGUACUGCAUUUAUGGGUGUACUAUUGUUCUUUGCUUUGCAAAAUGAAGGAAAAACUUUGAAAUGGUGGGGAACAGAAAUUGACCACUGUCCCUUGGCAACAUGUCCGACUGCACCUGGUAUUACAGUUGAAGGAUGUCCUGUGUUUACAUAGCGAGUUAGUCGUAAAAUGCAGAAGUGGCUUAGUUGUAGUAGGGAGAGGGGAAAUACAGCAGAGCAGGAAAAGAACUUGAAUAACUAGUCUUGUAUAUUUCCACAAGCUUCUUUAACACCAUCGAAAGCGAAAGCGAAGAUCUCUCUUUUCAUGCUCUAUAUGCUCCUGACUUAGUUUUACAAUGAUUGAAUGACCUACUAUGGGAAUUUGCAGUAUCCAAGUAUCACCAUAUUAUAUCAUCUUUGAUAUGUUUUCCUUAUGUCUAUCCUACUUGGGGAAUUUAUUGUUCUAACUGUACAGUUGAUGAAUGUAAACAAUAUGCAUCUAUAUUUAGUAGAGCUUGUCUUGAAUUUUGAUUCA